GCCACUGGAGCUCCUGGCCAGGGUCACUGCUUCCUUGCUUUAUUAGAGGCAGUGCUUCUAGCUUGACAAACUUAAUGUUAUAAUAAAUAACUUUUAUUAAAAGGAAAGCGCGUGGUCGCCAAUCUAGGAGACCAAGCCUGACCCAUUGCUGUUGGCCAGCUGCAUCUGUGCAUUUCUCGCGACCCCUCUUCGAGUCAAGGAAGCCGAGAGGCGGCUGGAAGGCAUCAGUAAGGGAGCGCAGUUGGCAAGUACUGACCCGCGAAAGAUAACGCGGCAAGUCUGCGCCGCGAAACACCGCCUCCGGGCAGUCGCCGGAUUGCUGCCCCAGCGGGAGCCAUCCCGCGAGAAAACAACAGCCCCGGCUCUCUUGAAAGGGUCUGAAGGCCGGUGCUCAGGCCUGCGAAGUCGCCAUCUCACCUCAGCCCACUCCCUCGUCCACUGGCCGGCGAAGAUGUCCGCCAAGCCCCAAGGCAGCUUCGUGAACGAGGCUUCUCGGCAGAUCCUGGCCGGAGGUUCAGCUGGUCUUGUAGAAAUUUGCCUGAUGCACCCCCUCGAUGUGGUGAAAACCAGGUUCCAGAUUCAGAGAGGCAUAACUGAUCCCAACAGUUAUAGAAGCUUAGGAGACAGUUUUCGAACAAUUUUCCGAAAAGAAGGGUUGUUUGGUUUCUACAAGGGAAUUCUGCCACCCAUCUUGGCUGAAACCCCAAAAAGAGCAGUGAAGUUUUUCACCUUUGAGCAAUAUAAGAAAUUGCUAGGAUAUGUGUCACUGUCACCAGCAUUGACAUUUGCCAUUGCUGGAUUGGGGUCUGGACUAACAGAAGCCAUCGUGGUUAACCCUUUUGAGGUAGUAAAAGUUGGCUUGCAAGCCAAUCGGAACUCAUUUGCAGAGCAACCAUCCACUGUAGGUUAUGCAAGAUACAUCAUUAAGAAGGAUGGCUUUGGACUCCAGGGCCUCAACAAAGGACUCACUGCAACCUUGGGACGUCAUGGGGUUUUCAACAUGGUUUAUUUUGGCUUCUACUACAAUGUCAAAAAUAUGAUUCCUGUCAAUAAGGAUCCAACCUUAGAGUUUUUGAGAAAAUUUGGGAUUGGUCUUCUCUCCGGGACAAUAGCCUCAGUCAUUAACAUCCCUUUUGAUGUUGCCAAAAGUAGGAUUCAAGGGCCUCAGCCAGUUCCUGGAGAGAUCAAGUACAGAACCUGUUUUAAAACAAUGGCAACAGUCUAUCAGGAAGAAGGGUUUUUAGCUUUGUACAAAGGCCUGAUUCCCAAGAUUAUGAGACUUGGACCAGGUGGUGCGGUGAUGCUGCUGGUUUAUGAAUACACCUAUUCAUGGCUUCAGGAGAACUGGUGAUUGUGUAUGAAGUGUUUUACCCCUUGAGAUAAUGGGCAAUUGCUAUGUAGCACCAUGAAGCGGAAAGAAUAGAUCAGCUAAGCUAGGCAUUUAAUUAAAAAGGGGAAGACAUUUGCUCCAGAACAAAACAUAUUGUGAUACUUUAAAAAUUAUCUUUAGACAAUUUAAGGUUGAUAAUAAAACUGUGAGAAGAAAAAUAAUAGGAAGCAAUGAGAUGUAAACUGGAUAUAGAACAACAUAAAUCAGAUCUAUUUCAUAAAAGCAAUGCAAGUUUUGUCACAUAAAUUCUUCUUACAUUGCUUCACAAUGAAAAUUCACUGUAUUGAGAAUUAUUUUUUUCUGAGAGGUCGAGAAGUGCUUGAAGUAAAUUCUUGAAAAUGAAUCAUUCUGUGGCCAGUUCAUUAAGAAUUACUCAAAGAAAGACUGGAUAAAAAAUUUUAAGCCAAAAUUUAAAGUUUUUAUAAGGAAUUAAAUUCUUCCAUAAAUAAUAUUUGAAAGUCACAAGGAAAAAUUUUUUAAGUGCACUAAAAUGCCUUUUUUAAUGUUUAUUUUUUAUGAGCGUUACAUUAGAAAUGUAAAUCUUUUGAUUUUCUUUAGUAAUAAUACACAUCUCAGUGAUAUUUUCCUAAAUCUAUUUUAUAUUUCAAACUGUUGUUUAAAGCACAUCAUAUUAGUAAUCAUGAUAUAUGAAGUCUUUUUUUACAAGUGGAAAAUAGGAAAUUAUAUUAAACUACUUCCCUUUGUGUUAGUUGUCUUUGAGGACAAGUUUUAUUGCUGAAACUUUUUCAUGUUAAAUCAUAAAUUGGAAUCCCUCCUUCAGCCCGUUUGUGUGGUCUGCAUUUUCAUCCAAAUGCCUUUGCUCAGAACUCUUACUUAUGCCAUUCUUAAGAAAAAUAUGUAGAGUAAAACUACAUUUCCAGGGUAGUAGUUUUAAGUGACAGCUCAGUUGUGAAGUCUGCUGUCUGCAAUGUUAAAAUAUGUAUUAUGAAGGGGAAAAUGUUUUAAAAUAGAAUUACAUUCUUAGCAUUUUCAAAGAUUUCUGUACUAACAUGCACUCCAAAAAAAAAAAAAAAAUCACACUAGCUUUUAUAUCUGUACUCUGAAAUGAUGCUGCCUCAGUAGCUAAAGUCAACAAAAUAUCUGCAUGUUCCAGAUGACACCUGUUCUUAACUACUACUGUGGGAUAUUUCUACUUUAAGGAUAUUUCAGUUAAGCAUUUUGAAAAUAAAAAGUAAAAGAUAACAUGAUAAUUAUUACAUUUUAUUAAUAUAGAGCAUUUGAAGUAUAAAAAUAAAAGGCUUUUUGACAUACUCUAUAUACAUACA
Molecule: messenger RNA, 2676 nt
Organism: Choloepus didactylus (southern two-toed sloth)
Lineage: Eukaryota; Metazoa; Chordata; Mammalia; Pilosa; Megalonychidae
Gene: SLC25A21
Product: solute carrier family 25 member 21
Exons: 10
Coding region: 452-1351 (299 amino acids)
Biological process (GO): transmembrane transport
Source: RefSeq, a predicted model, not a curated record